AUGGGGCCCACAUGCCCUUUCUCCUGUUGCCUGAUCACCCUGGGUCCCUGCUCCUCCAGCCCUCCACCCCAGACCACACAAGAAGCAGGCUUGUCUGCCCGCAGCACAGACAGCCUGGAUGGCCCGGGGGAGGGCUCCGUGCAACCUGCUGCCCCCACUGGGGGGCCCAGUGUGAAGGGGAAGCCUGGGAAGAGACUUUCUGCUCCUCGAGGUCCUUUCCCCCGGCUGGCUGAUUGUGCCCACUUCCACUAUGAAAACGUUGAUUUUGGCCACAUUCAGGUAGGAGGCUUUGUACCCAAGUGGCAGCUGCUGCUGUCUCCAGAGCGGGAAGGCCCCAGCCUCUCUGGAGAGAAUGAACUGGUGUUUGGGGUACAGGUGACCUGUCAGGGCCGUUCCUGGCCGGUUCUCCGCAGUUAUGAUGACUUCCGCUCCCUGGAUGCCCACCUCCAUCGCUGCAUAUUUGACAGGAGGUACAUAAACAGGUUCCGCCAAGCUCAGCCCACAAGCCGAGAGGAACGUCAGUCUGCAGGCCCAACCCCAGCAGACUUUUGGUGGCUGCAACCUGAGUUGCCAGACACCAGCGGUCAGUUUGGCACAGCAGGAGCCAAUGAGUCAGAAGGAAAAUCCAGAAGAGCAGCAGCAGUCCCAACUCCCACCAAGGUAACCAGCACAUCCCAGGCCAGGGUUCUCCUUCAGGAAAUAAAGCAGAGCCUCAACACUUGGAAGUCAUCCCUGCUGGACCUGGAGACACUGAGCCUACAAAGCAGAGCAGCCAGACUGCUCAAACGCAGCAAGGCCUCCAUCUCCUCCUCCUUCAGCCCCAGUGAAGCCAGCAGCUCCUCCUUCCCUGUCAGCUCCGAUGGCUUCCCUCCUCUCCCCAUGACUUUCACCCCUGACUCCAGCAAGGACUCUGGCCCCAAAGCACCUGCAACACCAGCUCCAGCCGCUGCCUCAGCCACCGCCUCUCCCUCCUCCUCCCGGGCACCCCUGCGACCUGAGGAUGACAUUUUGUAUCAGUGGAGGCAACGUCGGAAACGCGAACAGGCUCAAGGAGGCCAGGGCGAUGGAACAUGGGUGCAGCCCCAGCCCGCAGCCCCUACCGCUCUGGCCUCUCCUGCCCCUCAGACCUCCUUUAAUUCUGUGGGGACCCAGUCCAGCUGUGCUCCACCGUGGGCCAGUCUGGCUCAGGCUGGUCCCCCUGAGACCUAUAUAGAGAGACCUUUUGUGCCACCCGGGGCCUCUCCACACGUCCUCUGGGCCUCCAGCCCCCAUGGCUUCAUCUGGGCCCCACAGCCCAGUUCUUGGGUAACUUUAGGGACAGUUCCUCCCACGCUGCUGUCCUCCACUCCAUCUCCCCUAGCCUCUACCCUACCCUCCAUCCGUGGGCCCCCUGCUACCCACCAGGGCCCUCAUACCCCAGAACAAAGCAGCCCUGCUCAGCCCCAGAAGCUGAGUCCCGAGCCUUUGAGGACCAGAGCUCCCCGUCAAGAGGCUGCUGGGGGCAUCAAGACAACGGAUGAGGGACCUGGCCCGCAGCUCAGGGGGGCCCUGGGCCAGGUAGUGACCGCUCGGCUGUUCCCCAACAGCCCGGGGGAGGACACGCCUCCAUCGAAGGCCGAAUCUGUGAUUCGCAAGACUAGACCUUCCCAAGCCAAAGUCAAGCCCCCUGGACAAGAGGCCACGCCCUCUCCGCUUGACUCCCGAGCCAGAUCAGAGGGGGAUGCCCAGAGAGCCAAGGCCACGCCCCCCUGCGGAGGGCCGGAGCUCCGGGCAGGUAAAGCCACGCCCUCAGCGGAAGCUGCGGACCAGCCUGCCCCGACCUCCGCGGAGGCCUUCAAGGCGGGGACUCGGGGACCCGUUGCCACGCCUCCCGGUGGCCACACCCCCUCGGAGGAGUUACUAUUACAGGCCGCCCAACUUUUGCAGGCUGCAGAAGACUCCGACGGCAGCGAGUUUCAGGAGGACCCUGUGCUGCAAGUGCUGAGAGCUCAGAGGGCAGAGCUGCGACAGCAGAAAAGGAAAGUGGAAGCUCAAAUAUCCCUCCUGGUGUGCCACACUGAAGACCCAAGGCCUUGGUCUCCUCCAGCCAUAUCACCAAGAAGGAGGUCCCCAAGGAGGCUGCGGAGGGAAGGAGCCUCCUUCGAGGCCAGACGACUUUGAAUUGUAUAUAUUCUCUUUUGCCCAAUGAAACAUUUUUUUCUCAAGUCAAUCUCUAAGAAAUGGAUUUUGUGGAAAGGCCCAAGGGUUGUGCUAGCUUAAGGAAUUGUGUUGAUGCUGUCACCUCCUUUUCUUCCUAUUCCUUU
Dipodomys ordii (Ord's kangaroo rat) is the source of this 2303-nucleotide messenger RNA. Its product is annotated as proline and serine-rich protein 3-like. The coding region runs from base 1 to 2160 and encodes 719 amino acids. The transcript has 14 exons. Gene Ontology annotation, molecular function: phosphatidylinositol binding. The record is from RefSeq and is a predicted model, not a curated record. Lineage: Eukaryota; Metazoa; Chordata; Mammalia; Rodentia; Heteromyidae.